AUGUCUGAAUCAAAUAUUUGGAUCACUUCCACCAAAUCUCCAUUCUUUUCCACCGUCUCGUUCGUUGUUGUUUUCCUCGUCGUCCUAUUCGUAAACACCUUCUCCUCUAAACUAUCGCUUUCCUCGUUCGUUCAUCGAAAUAGCUCGAGCUACCAUUUGGUUCUUCCUCGUAGUAAAACUAAUUAUUCUACACCUAUCAUUGAAGACAACUUUCCUUGUAUCGAACCAAUUCAAUUGCAUUCUAAUUUAGGAAAGUUUACUAGGAAUCGUACGUCGAACAAGGUUGAUAUUGAUCAUCAUAUCGAGUUGUUGAAUUCCAUCAACUUAAACGGAAGCGAGUUUGAGUUUAGGGUGAAGGAAUUUCUUAGCCAAAAUGAAUGCAUGGCUCAAUUCUUCAUGAUAUGGAUAUCCCCGGCUUGUUUAUUCAAGAGAAGGGCUUUUUUGGCAAUGGAAAGUGUCUUCAACUCCCAUCCUCGAGGUUGUUUAGUGAUCUUGUCUAAAUCGAUGGACACACAAAAUGGAUCCCAGAUUUUGAAACCUAUAGUUGAUCAUGGCUACAAGGUUUUAGCCGUCGAACCGAAUCUGACGUUCUUGUUCAAAGAUACUCCGGCCGAGACUUGGCUCAACGCCAUCAAGACCGGGCUAAUUGACCCGGGUAAGAUCUCGUUGGUUCAAAACCUCUCUAACCUUAUGAGGCUAGCCGUCUUGUACAAGUAUGGAGGUGUGUAUAUAGAUACGGAUUUCAUCGUCCUAAGGAACUUCUCAAAUCUUAGGAAUGCAAUCGGAGCUCAAGGUAUUGAUGAAUUUGGUAAUUGGACAAGACUUAACAAUGCGGUUCUAGUAUUCGACAAGAACCAUGAGCUCGUGUACAAGUUCAUGGAGGAAUUUGCAAACAACUUCAACGGUAACAUUUGGGGGUUCAACGGCCCUUAUUUAGUUUCGAGAGUUGUCGAGAAGGAGGGAAAUAAUUACUCGGAGAUCAAACUUAGAAUCUUACCACCUAGAGUAGUUUAUCCGGUAAAUUGGAUAGACGUUGCAAGCUAUUUCGAGAAACCUAGAAACGUAACACAUUUAAAAUGGAUGGACGAGGAAGUAUUAGAACUAAACCGUGAAGCUUAUGGGGUGCAUUUAUGGAAUAAAAAAAGUGGUAAGUUGAUAAUUGAAGUAGGAAGCAUACUAUACCGGUUAAUCUCAAGUCAUUGUAUUAUAUGUCAAUUGCACGAAAGAAGUGAGAAUGACUAA
Messenger RNA from Impatiens glandulifera, 1242 nucleotides. Its product is annotated as lactosylceramide 4-alpha-galactosyltransferase-like. Lineage: Eukaryota; Viridiplantae; Streptophyta; Magnoliopsida; Ericales; Balsaminaceae. The record is from RefSeq and is a predicted model, not a curated record. The transcript has a single exon. The coding region runs from base 1 to 1242 and encodes 413 amino acids.